Messenger RNA from Trichoplax adhaerens, 444 nucleotides. RefSeq lists its product as uncharacterized. The record is from RefSeq and is a predicted model, not a curated record. NCBI's taxonomy places the organism in Eukaryota, Metazoa, Placozoa, Uniplacotomia, Trichoplacea, Trichoplacidae. The transcript is spliced from 6 exons. Gene Ontology annotation, biological process: protein import into mitochondrial matrix. The coding region runs from base 1 to 444 and encodes 147 amino acids. Gene Ontology annotation, molecular function: transmembrane protein transporter activity. Gene Ontology annotation, cellular component: mitochondrial inner membrane; TIM23 mitochondrial import inner membrane translocase complex.
AUGGAGGAAUAUGCAAGAGAACCUUGUCCGUAUCGAAUCAUCGAUGAUUGCGGUGGAGCGUUUUCCAUGGGUUGCAUCGGUGGAGGAGUAUUUUCCCUUGUUAAAGGCUAUCGCAAUUCCCCUCCGGGCAAGAGAUUAGUUGGAAGCAUUACCGCUAUUAAAACUAGAGCGCCUGUUUUAGGAGGAAAUUUUGCUGUAUGGGGUGGACUUUUUUCAACCUUUGAUUGCUGUCUAAUUAAACUACGCAAUAAAGAAGAUCCUUGGAAUUCUAUCGGUAGUGGAGCCUUAACUGGAGCUGUACUGGCUGCCAGAGGUGGUUUAUCAUCGUCGCUACGAUCGGCUGCAGUAGGUGGUAUCUUACUGGCUUUAAUUGAAGGUGUUGGCAUUGCCAUUACAAGAAUGACUGCAGAACAGUUCAAACCAGGUUGGACUACAGUAUCUUGA